Messenger RNA from Propithecus coquereli (Coquerel's sifaka), 2053 nucleotides. RefSeq names its product transmembrane protein 185A (gene TMEM185A). Bases 120 to 1172 code for a protein of 350 amino acids. The transcript is spliced from 7 exons. NCBI's taxonomy places the organism in Eukaryota, Metazoa, Chordata, Mammalia, Primates, Indriidae. The record is from RefSeq and is a predicted model, not a curated record. Gene Ontology annotation, cellular component: dendrite.
GGGCGUCGGCGGUGGCGGCGGCGGGGACGCGGCUGGCUCUGGCGCCAUGAACUUGCUGUAACACGCAGGCUGCGCGGCGCGGGGGGCGGGGGGAGGACGCAGCGGUGAAGUUCUCCGCCAUGAACCUGAGGGGCCUCUUCCAGGACUUCAACCCGAGUAAAUUCCUCAUAUAUGCCUGUCUGCUACUGUUCUCUGUGCUGCUGGCCCUUCGUUUGGAUGGCAUCAUUCAGUGGAGUUACUGGGCUGUUUUUGCUCCAAUAUGGCUUUGGAAGUUAAUGGUCAUUGUCGGAGCCUCAGUUGGAACUGGAGUCUGGGCACGAAAUCCUCAGUAUCGAGCAGAAGGAGAAACAUGUGUGGAGUUCAAAGCCAUGUUGAUUGCAGUGGGCAUCCACUUGCUCCUGUUGAUGUUUGAAGUUCUGGUCUGUGACAGAAUUGAGAGAGGAAGCCAUUUCUGGCUUCUGGUCUUCAUGCCACUGUUCUUUGUUUCCCCGGUGUCUGUUGCAGCUUGUGUAUGGGGCUUUCGACAUGACAGGUCACUAGAGUUAGAAAUCCUGUGUUCUGUCAACAUUCUCCAGUUUAUAUUCAUUGCCUUAAGACUGGACAAGAUCAUCCACUGGCCCUGGCUUGUUGUGUGUGUUCCUCUGUGGAUUCUCAUGUCCUUCCUGUGCCUGGUGGUCCUCUAUUACAUCGUGUGGUCCGUCCUGUUCUUGCGCUCCAUGGACGUGAUUGCAGAGCAGCGCAGGACUCACAUAACAAUGGCCCUGAGCUGGAUGACCAUCGUCGUGCCUCUUCUCACUUUUGAGAUUCUGCUGGUUCACAAACUAGACGGCCACAACGCGUUCUCCUGUAUACCCAUCUUUGUGCCCCUGUGGCUCUCCUUGAUCACGCUGAUGGCAACCACGUUCGGACAGAAGGGAGGAAACCAUUGGUGGUUUGGUAUUCGCAAAGAUUUCUGUCAGUUUCUGCUUGAAAUCUUCCCAUUUUUGCGAGAAUACGGAAACAUUUCCUACGAUCUCCAUCACGAAGAUAAUGAAGAAACUGAAGAAACCCCAGUUCCGGAACCUCCUAAAAUCGCUCCUAUGUUUCGAAAGAAGACCAGGGUGGUCAUCACGCAGAGCCCUGGAAAGUAUGUGCUGCCCCCUCCCAAAUUAAACAUCGAAAUGCCCGAUUAAACGCCACCUCGGGGGACAGCACGUAUGUGAACGGGGACGCACGCUCUCUCCACCUCCCUCUGCCGCCUCUUCACCCACGGCCCAGCCCCGGAACUGGAGCUGGGUCUCCAGGUACGUCCAUCUCAUGCCUUGUUUGCAUCCAACGCCUAUCAGCCACUCAGCACGAAGGGACGCAGAGCUGACAGGUGACCGGCCAGGGUGUGUGUCAGCGGACCUGGCUGCCAGGGAGAGUGGGAGACGGAGCACCGAUUUACAUCCGUCUGGGUGGGAGCCUUAGGCGUUUGGUCAUCCCCGUCGGACCCAGGGGGGUGGCUGGCUGAUGAGCCCCGCAGAAGGGACAUCUCUCUGCACGGCUGGUUUUCAGAGUGCUGAAAGUUCUGAUCCAAAGUGUUGUUCCAAAAUGUAUUUUCCCACAGGGCCAGCCCCCACGUGCAGCUACCAGUUGUCCCGGUCUUGGCGUAGUCAGUAGGAACUAUAAGGAUGUCUCUAAUGCACCACGUGUUUAGACACAGCACAGUCCUCCUUUUUCCUGUUCCUACUGUGGAAGUAGUUUCUCUCUGGGCAUGCUGACAGCAGUUUUUAAGAGCCUCAUGGGUGAGCCCUUUCUAAUGGAGUCACUCCAUGCCUGUAUAGUAUUUAUACAAAUAUUUUAGCAUCGUCAUAUACGGUGUUAAUGCCUAGUUCUGUACAGUAUACUCUGUUAAAGUAUUUUUUUACAAGCUUCUGCUGGAUACCAGGUGUUCCGCUACAGAAGUAGAAGCCGGGGGCAUGCCUGCCCCACCCCAGCGGGGUGCCACGCCUUCACGGGACAUUGCCCUUUCCGCCCUGGAAUUCCUCCAGGUACUCCGGUAGCCCCUACUGCCAGAACAGCCACAGCAAGC